AGGGAUACAGGAGGAUAGGUAGGGCUACAGCUGCAGACAGACAGAUGUGUGAUGCUCAGACUCCGCCAUGCAAGGGAACAUUUGCAUUCAGCGGCGUGAAGGUAAACUUUUACCCCCCUCACCCUCGCAUGCAUUGGCCGUGUGGGGCUGUCAUCAUCGGGAUCAUCUCGGAGCUUGCACACCUUCUUUAAAUCUUCAUGCUGCAACCAUUAAGGGUCGAUGGAGCGGAAACAGUGGACUGAAGUCGCGGCAGAUCCUGUUGAAUUGAGACGUCGAGACGCAGCCAAAAAGUGUCCUUGUGAGAGUGCGUCAGAGCUCGCAUGGAUGUAGUGGAUGAGGUGCUUGGCUCAGACAAGGAUUUGUCAUAUCACAUCCCAAACUGGCACGGAGAUUUUGGGCAAAACGAUCACCUCUUUCGGGACACAUCUCCAGACAUCACAGGAUUUAAUAUAACAGCAAGGAUCCUAUUUGUUUUAAUGUCUCCCAUAAAAUGGCAACCAGUGGUGACCAAGGAGGAUCAAAAGACGCAUCUGGAGGAUUUAACCACCUGAUGGAGACCACCGAAGAGACAAUGGUGACCACAUCAAGGCUUCUGCUGCUACGAGUGUGUGCGUAACAGGCCGGGCCCCCACUGCCCUCACCUUUGCUGGGGAAAUGAUGUCAUAAAAUAUUUGGAUCCACCUCUGAGCUGCAACUUUUACCCCUCACGGACAGAACCUUGUGACUUAAAAUGGAGUUUGCAAUGGUGGGUGCGGACGGUGGGUGCAACAGCCACCCGCCUUAUGGGUAUGCCCGUGCCCGGGAGAGGGAGCGUGAAAGGGCGGCCCAGUCGAGAGCGGCUGCAGCUGCAGCGGCGGCAGCGACCGAGGGCGGCCCUGGAGCAGAUGGAGCUGGCGUCGGCUCUGGGGGGUCCACCUCUUCAUCAUCCUCUUCCUCCUCCUCGGGCGCACAUCUCCUUAACAACCGCCAGCAUCCGUCUCGCACCCCCUCCUCCAUCAGCAGCGGCGGUAACGCCUCCUCCUCCACCUCCUCCUCUUCCUCGCAGCACCAACAGGACUCCGAGCAGCAGAGGCUCCUCAGAGAGCGCAAAAAGCAACGCGGGGUCGGACGCUGGAGACGGAGCCGGAGCUCUCUCGGCGGGGACCUGCGCCACUCCGAACUGGCGCUGCUCGGAUCCGAGGAGGACAUCAUGAUCGAGGAGGAAGAGGAGGAGGAAGAUGAGGAUGAGCGGGGAAGUAAGAGGUCCAGUCUUCUGUGCAACAUGGACGAUGAUAAUGAUGAUGAUGAUGAUGAGACAGUGUCCAUCACUGAUAGACGUCCCCAGUCCGGAUAUGAGAAUGUUUACAGUGAGUUGGGCUGCUGUGAAAGAGUUGUCAUCAACGUGUCGGGUCUCAAGUUCGAAACUCAGCUCAAGACUCUCACUCAGUUCCCAGACACGCUCCUAGGAGACCCGGACAAGCGCAUCCGGUACUUUGACCCUCUGAGAAACGAGUACUUCUUUGAUCGGAACCGGCCGAGCUUUGACGCCAUUCUGUACUAUUACCAGUCCGGCGGCCGCUUGAAAAGACCUGCCAACGUCCCCUUCGACAUCUUCUCCGAGGAAGUGAAGUUUUAUGAACUUGGAGAGGAGGCGAUACUGAAGUUUCGGGAGGAUGAGGGCUUUGUCAAAGAGGAGGAAAAGCCUCUCCCGGAGGACGAGUUCAAGCGGCAAAUUUGGUUGCUUUUUGAGUACCCGGAGAGCUCCAGUCCGGCCAGGGGAAUCGCGGUGGUGUCGGUGCUGGUCAUUGUCAUCUCCAUUGUCAUCUUCUGCCUGGAGACGCUGCCCGAGUUCAGGGAUGACAAGGAGUACCUGCAGCCCAAACACAACUCCACGCAGCCGGACCACGGAUUUACCCCCUUCAACGACCCCUUUUUCAUCGUGGAGACAGUUUGCAUCAUUUGGUUCUCUUUUGAGAUUAUCGUGCGCUUCUUCGCGUGUCCCAGCAAAACGGCGUUUUUUAAAAACAUCAUGAACACAAUCGACAUCGUUUCCAUUCUGCCUUACUUCAUCACCCUCGGCACGGACCUGGCGCAGCACCAAGGCAACGGCCAGCAGGCCAUGAGCUUCGCCAUCCUGAGAAUAAUCCGCCUGGUGAGGGUGUUCCGCAUCUUCAAGCUGUCCAGGCACUCCAAAGGCCUCCAGAUCCUGGGCCACACUCUGCGCGCCAGCAUGAGGGAGCUGGCUCUGCUAAUCUUCUUCCUGGUCAUCGGCGUCAUCCUCUUCUCCAGCGCCGUUUACUUCGCCGAGGCGGACGAGCCCACCUCGCAGUUCACCAGCAUCCCUGACGCCUUCUGGUGGGCCGUGGUGACCAUGACCACGGUGGGCUACGGGGACAUGAAGCCCAUCACCGUGGGGGGGAAGAUAGUGGGCUCCCUGUGCGCUAUAGCGGGCGUGUUAACCAUUGCGCUCCCGGUGCCGGUUAUAGUAUCCAACUUCAACUACUUUUACCAUCGAGAGACCGACAACGAGGACCAGACGCCGGUGGUUGAGAGCAUGCCGCCGGGAUGCCCAUACUUCCCGGACUUUUUACGCAAAUUUAAAGGAUCGCAGUCCGGCUCCUCGCUGGGGGACAAAGCGGAGUACAUGGAGAUGGAAGAAGGGGUGACGGAGUCCCUGUGCGGCCUGGACAAAAGUCCCAGUAAAGGGAACGGCACAGACAUAAGCAGAAGGAACAGUACUAACUCCAAAUCUAUUCAGACUGACGUGUGAUUAUAAUCAUUUUUGUUUUUUUAUUCUCCCCCCCCAAAUAUAUAAAUUAUUAGACACCCAAACAAGCUUUACGCACGGGUCAUGCAGAGCUCCUCCUCCUCCUCUCCCUCCCCUUCAAGCAGGUCACCAUGGUUACAAGGUUAAAUAAACUGUAACCACAUUAUUAGGACCAAAAUUUGCCAAAUGGCUCAUUGAUUUAAUUCCGCUAACUUUUUCUGGCUUCCAAAUUAGACAAAAAAAUACAUAUAUAAAAAGUAUGCUCUGCACUCUGCACUUUAUGUGUUAAAUCGUCAUGGUUAGUGCAAUAAUGCCAAGUUAGAUUGACACAUUAUUAGAGACUGGAGGCCAUAAGAAUCACAGUCAUCAUUUGGUCAUUUCAAAAUACUUAAAUGGUGCAUCUCAAUAAAUUAGAUGUGGUGCAAAAGUUAUUAUAUUUCAGGUUCAAUUCAGGCUAAGAGACCGUUUAACGGAAGUUUUUGCUGUUUAUUGGCUGAUUGGAACUCUAACCAGUAGUUUACAAUAUUAAACUUUUUGAAAAUGUUUCAAUAUCAUCUAAUAAUCUAAAAUUAUUGAAAAAAAAUAAAUACAUUGUCGAUAUAUGUCACUCUGUGUGAAUAUAAGACUUCAACUUUUUAAAUAGAACAACUGAAGUAAAUUACCUAUUUACAGAUAUUCAAAUUUAUUGAGCUGCACCUGUAUUUUGAUAACCCCCAGAAGGAAGGGGAAAAAAGUUGUCUUCUUAGAGCUCCUACACUUGUAUAAAGAGAAGCUCAUCGAAAGGGCAGUGCAUUUAACGGUCAUCACACAAAGCAGGGCCAGAAUUAAUCAUGUUGUACUGUACAUGUGCACCCGAAGCACACAAAUCACCAUAUUUUAACACAUGUGACCCUCCAGCUUUUUAACGGACAGGCCUCCAUUCAUGACAAAAGUGUCCCCAAAACAUUUGAAGUCACCUCUAAAUGAUAAUAUCCCUUUACACAGACACAAAUGGAACACUUAAGCAAAAACAAAAACAGUCUUUGUGAGGAGGUUGUGAGCAACGUCCCCCAUGUUAGCUGGACUAUAUAUUUUAUUUUUUACUCAAGAGGACUACGAUGAUCUCUGUGCUCAUCUGGAUGUGGACGUCUUCCAAGCUCUGCCAGUUGCAGGUAGUAAACACAGGAAGCGGCAGAGAACAAACACUACAAUGGUGGCUGUGAGUGGACGCUGAAAAAGAACAACGUCUGGAGGGGACUCACCAAUGAGGAGACACGGGGGGAGGAACUACUACUGUAUGAAAAAGGUCAACAAACCCUGCAGGGUUAAGUAAAGUGUGAUUGCCUUAAUUACCACACAUUUACAGAUGUAUGAAGAGAUGAUCUCAUGAGACUUACACUCAAAUGUUUUCUUUACAUGUGGAAAAAUGUCUUGCUAGAAAGAGGUGUGGUUAUUUUAAUAUGCUAGGUUUUCCUGUCAACAGGAGGUUUUAGGUGGUUGGUAAUAAAUGGUGACUUGUCUCUCUGCUUAUGUGCAGUCGGCCGUAUGACUUACUAUUUUUAUCUUUUUCAUAUUGUCAACCAAACAAGGCUGACCCAAGUUGCUCAAAGGCUGGCAACAAACUUUAUGAGUCCACGUUGUGUCAUCGCACUAAAAUCCUCCUCACUGAGAAAUGGCUUUUAGGGCUGCAAGACAAAUUAUCACCAUGUUGUCAGCGCAUUAACAUCCACUCUCACUAAAACAAAGAUGUCAGGCACAUAAAUCCAAUCAUAAAUAUCCGCCACACACCUUCUGUCCCGGAAAGUCUACCGCAGCAUAGCCAAGAUUGACCCCUCUUAAAGACAAUUAACCUUAGGUUGUUUUCUCAGAUGCAAACAACAAACGGGCCAGCUGCUUUGUUGACGUGUUUCCACUUUUAAGUGUAUGCAAAGUAACAUGGAUGUGUGUUCUCUAUUUUUUUAAACCUAGCCUUGAUGAAUACAUAACCAAAGGUGAAACCUUGAAUUUAUUGUAUGUUGUGCACUUCUCGGAAAAUGUCGCAUUGUAGAUGCGCACUGACUAGGAGACAAUGUAUAUAGCAGACAUUUAUACUUGUGUGUCCUGAGAUGUGUUGCAGAUGUCCGAUGACCUUCUAACUUUAUUUGACUGUUACGACCAUCGAUCAUAAUUAUGUGUUUGUCUGAUACGAUCAUGUUGCUCAUAUUGUUGUGAUUGCUGCUCUCACACUCCUAAUUGUCUUAUUUUUAUUUAUUUUUUUAACAUUUGCCCAUCAAAAAGUCAUUCAUUCAUAACCCAAGGUUGCUGAUGUUUGGGCAUUGAGGAGUUGUUUACUGACAUGCCUCUUUUAUUGUAAUAAGUGUAUUCAGUCUGUUAACCAUACUGGAUUUAGAGCCCUCUAUCUUUUUAUAGCAUUUUUUUCUCCUUUAGAGAAAAUCCAAAGUACAUUAUUUGAACAAUUUAUAUCUGUAAUUACCUCACAGCUUGUAUCCCAGACAAAAAAAAAAAAAAACUCUGAAUGUUCCCCAUGUUUCCAUACUGUCAUAAAAACUUGUAACCAUACAAGAUAGCCACAGUAGUUUUAAAAUUGAUGUCAGUAGUUUUGUUGAAAAUUCCCCCACGAGGAGGUGUUUUUAUUGGGAAGGAGUCGAUUUACUGUAUGGGUCGUCACUCCGGGUGCUUUAACACCAGAGAUACCGGAUUCAAAUUUGCAGUGUUGUUUCUUGCUUGGAAAAAAAAAACAAUACAGAGGAUAUUGAAGUAAAUACAGUAUAUACAGCAUAUAUAUUUAAAGGUGCUCUUUAGAAUAAAAGGAGUAAAGUGAACAAAUGACAGCUAUGAGACUAAUUCCAGUACUUUUUUUUGGUCAACAUCACGUAAAUAUUUUGCAUUGUAAGCCCUCGAUGACGACAAUAUGAAUCAACCUAGAUCGAGGGUCUUCAGCUUUUCACUAUUAGAGCUACUUUGACAAAAAGAAAGGAGAGGUGAGCUAUGUGUGUUUUAUUUAUAUGACUGGAAAGAUUGAAAUUGUACUUUAUUUAUUUACACACUGUGUGGUCAUUGUCUUUAUGCUAUUUUGUGGUCAUUUGUAAUCCGAAUGUAAAGGUGACUAUACGGGUGUUAGUUCAUGUCUAGAGAGCUGUAAACAGGUUUUCCUGAGGUUGGACCUCACAAGUUCCAAUUUGGAUAUUUCCCACAUCCCAGCAGUCUUGAAUGCAGCAUUAGCACCAAAAUAUUUUCGCAUCAGGCCCACGUUGGCAUCCAAUGGUGGAAUCUUCCCCACAGUGCUUCCUGAUGAGAAACAUUCAUGUCUAACCUCCAUGACAAAGCCCAACGUGUCACUUGUGCACUGCUGGAGAGUGUGUUUAUGGAUGAUGCCUUGAGAUGAAAACGAGCGCAAUUAGAAGAACGUGACGAGCCUUGGAAGGCACCACCUCCAGUCACCCUGAAUCAAGCAGCGCCACAGGAGAGGGAAAGAAAUCCGUUUAACUGGACCGUCUCUGACCCAUUUCCUCAAGCAGGCUAUUAAUUAAUAUAAUGAAUGUGGUUUGAGGCUGCGGUUAUGUCAACUAGCUGUGACACAGUGCCCUCCCUUAAAUCUGCUUUCAUCGGCACAUCACAGUACUACAACAUUAAUCACGACAUUGGCGCCGAUUGAAUGACUCUCGGAACUAAUUAAAAAAAAGGUCUUAAUCCAGAAUUAGGACACAGUUUGCACGUGGACGCUUGUGACGCUUGUGUGUGGUUCAUUCGGAAUGCCUUUGAAAUAAUAACUUAUUGUUUGCACCGAUGUUGAAAUUACUUUCUGGUAUAUACUUUACAACGUUUUCUAGAGCGAGACAUAUUGGCUGGUGUGGCACACGGGAUAUCAAUGAUAUGCUGAGCUCUCAAUAUGAUGAGAUAUACUACAAACUAUGAGCGUGAGUCGUGAGAGUUACCUGUGUUUGUCAACAAUUGCCUUGGUUUUGUAAUACAUGGAUAUAUCAAGUUGAUAAAACGCACCUGCGCACACAUAAAACCUUGUAACAAUCAAAAGAUUGAGCAAUUACCAAAAACACAACUAAAUUGUCCGAUGGUGUAAAUGUGACGUCAGCACCCCCAGUGUAAGUGCUGAUAUCAGCACUCCAAUACAAUCAGUCAAUUUCAAACUCUGCUUUAGCUCUUCUAUCCAGCAGAGCUAUCCCGGAUAGAGGUCAUGUGACAACAGUGUGCGCUAACGGAGAUAGCAAGGAGCCGGAGCAUCGUCAAAGUCUGAAAAAGACUUUGCAGUAGCAUUUUGUCUUACGACGUUUUGUGGUUAUGACGCACUCCCAUAAAUGAUGACCGCAGUCGUCUCUCGUUUAUCGCAAUUAAUUGGUUCGAGACACGACCGUGAUAAUUGAAUUUCCGCAAAGUGGGAUUCAGUGUUCAUAAAUGGAAAUUUUUUGUUGUUAGAGCAUAGAAAACCUGUUUAUUUUACCAUUAUUACAGCCCUGUAGACAUGAAAUAACACCCCUUUAGCCAACUUUACAUUUGUACUACCCAAUAUAGUCGACAUAAUAAUAGAAAAUAAGCCAUAUUAGACAUAAAAUCUUAGACUCACACAUUAGCACAGACAGCGUACUUACUGAGGUGACUAUUGUAACAGUACUGACAUUUAGUGACCAGUGUAGAAUACUACUCUACUGCCACUCUUUGUGGUUGAGGACAGACACACGAUGCACUUCAAUCGCUUGAUUAACAAGCAAAGAACACAUGCAGUGAACAUUCACACAGGAGCUGCUGUCGGCCACUAGCACUCAGCUUUAGUCAGCUCUAACUAGCUGAUAUCACACAUGUCCCUUCCCAGGCCCCGUUUCUUAAAAGGUGCACACAACAAGUCAUAGAAUCUGUAUUAGACUUCAUAUAACGUCUUCUGAACGCCUUAUAUUUGUAUUUUCGUUCAUUUAGACAUUUUUAUCCUUGAAAAUGCUUAAUUUAGGCCAAUAUAUAUAUAUUUUUUUUACUAAUAAUAGGCCUUGUUCAACCACGAAAAAGCAAUCAUUUAUUAAUUCAUGAAUUUUUGAAAAACCGUGAUAGAGUGAGGGAGCGAUGUUGGAAUUGCAAUGUAGCAAGGGACGACUCUACUCUACAAAAAGAAAAAGAGAACUAGUUCUGUCUGUGCAUGUGGUGAAAGAAUACGUAGUCAAGCGUCACGACACUGAAGUCGGACGGCGUCACUUUUGUUCUUUUUAGUUAACCUUUUCCCCUUCAUUUUCUGAUAAUGUUGCAUCAAAGAAAAGGAAAGUGAAAAGUGAAGUGACAUUAGCAAAUCGUAAAAUGCUCCGAAUGCUUGGUCUAUGAUGCUCAACGCCAAGACCAUUAUCAAGGAUAAAGAUGGUAUCGUUGAACAUGUAAGAGUCUGCUCCAAUGAAAUGGACAGUGAUAACUAAGCAGCGUAGUGAUCUCAUUAUUAAGACUUCCUCCACAGGAGUUCUCUUACUUUUAUUAACAUUUAAAUUAAUUAUUGUACAUAAUAUUUUUAUUAGCGCUGUCAAAUGAUUAUUAUUAUUUUUUGCCAGAUUAAUCACAGUUUUUAAAUUAAUCAUAAUUAAUCACCAUUAGCAACUAUGUCUGAAAUAUGCCAAUUUUUACUGUAUUUAAUUAACAGGAACAUAAAUAACAGGGCAGGGUUAUAUAUAUUUGUAUCAAUUAACAGCUCCGAAUGAACUGAAUAUUUCAAUCAAACUAAAAUAUACCACACAAGUCUAAAAAUGUAUCUGCCUAACACUAGUCACUUUAAUAGUAAGAGAACAUUUGAAUAACACCUAAACCCGUGUUUUCUUUAUCGUCCUGUUUAUUUACACACAUACACACACACACGCACGCACACAAGCAUUAUAAAGCUGUUUUUGUGAUGUUCGGAGUGUCCCUGAAUGCAUCUCACGUUCUUGUAAUGACAAUAAGGAAGUGUCGUUCCCAGGAUGAACAGACUAGAGACGUGUGUGAGUUGGAGAUAGGUAGAGUAUAUGGUGUUGGAAUCGUACUGCUGUUGAUGUGUUCAGGUCAGAAUGAAGUUGUAAAAGAGCGUCAGACUCUGUGUGACUGUGCUUCCGUCUGCCGUCAUGACAGAGAGGCGCGCUUGCUCUGGUGCGCAUGCGUUAAUUACCUAAAAAAAUGUAGCGUAAUUAAUUAAAUGAAUUAGUGACCGCCGUCAAUGCGUUCUUUUUGACAGCCUUACUUUUUCUGACUGCAUUGUAUAUGUUCUUCAUGUGUUCUGUCUACUGUGUGAGUGACUUUGGUGUUAAUUUUGCUAUAGUGUAAGCAGAAGGUCCGACUUCCGCAAAAACUCGACUGACAUCAGUGUCGUAGGAAUGGAACCCGUACGUAGAGCGAGGAGCUCCUGUACUCUUCCAAGUUGGCAUUCCACCGUGUUUUGUUCAUGUAGAAACACCGCGAGUGGCUGUACUGUGGGGGGUUGUUUUCAGCAGGUUGUCUUGCCAUGUUUGCAUUAACAAUAUCUCAUUAAUGCAAAUAUUCCACAUUAUAAUACUUAUUUGUAAUGGAAAUAACAGCCAAGGCUGUGGCGACCCCUACAGAUGUCUGAUUUUAAGUCAGACCUCUGUUGCUGCUGGCUCUCACGUUAACACAAACGCUGGUGAGGACAUCAGAUAACACUCCCAACAAGGUGAGAGGAGACAAGUUAAAUUCUAAUGAGGCCCGCCAGCUAGCAAACACGGUGGGGCUAUGUUCACAUGGUUCAGAGGUGUCACAGCCACUGGGCAGAGGAUGAUGAGGCCAUGCACAACACACAAUUUACAGUUAUUCUUCUACCAACACUUACAUCGCAACCAUCGUAAUACCUGUAAAGCUCAAACAGUUCAAACAGAUGUCGAUGCGUUGCUGCUGUCUAUCAAUUUGCUCAUAAUACUGUGAAUUGUUAUUACAGCAUUUCUUCAGAACAAGAUGAAUCCAGCCUAAACUAUCGAAAACAUAGAAGGUCAUAAAGUCCAAAACGGCAUUUCAAUUAUUCUCUGACCCUUUUAUGUUGUAUAAUUUCCGAUAUGAGUCAAGUUCAAGUCUGUUAUGGGUAUCUAAAACCCCUGUACGUUUGACUGGUAGCGAAUGUUGUCCUCUGCGGAAAAAAGACUAAAUGAAGUGGACCAAAGCUAAGCCUAUUAUCUUGAUGUUGCCCUUUGGCAGCAAAACGUCUGAAAAGGCUGAAUUUGUAAAAGAAAUGACAGUAAAGGGUAUCAUUUGGCAUUAGAUAACACCAGAAAGAAGAUGCCUGUUGCAAAGUAUACACGUACUACACUAACACAGACCAAAAAUUAGCUAAAACUAGUUAACAUAUGCUCAGAACUUAUGAUAUGUGCCGCCGAUUUUACAGUACCGUACAUGUGGCAUUUUAUUUGGAUCAUGUUGAAUUUUGUGUGUUAGUACCAUUACAGUGAAUUCGUUACCCUACAAAUUUGCAGAUUUUCUAUCAAAACAUAAUUUUCUGUAUUUUGGGUGAAUACGCCCAUUUGUGCUUUCUGUCUCCAAAAAAGUUUUUGUUUGUUGUUUCCUUUUCCACAAAUACCAUCUAAUUUACCCUGAGUUUGCAGGAAUUUACAAAUAUAAAAAUUUACAGACAGUUGUCCCUCAUUUAUGUCGGUUAAUUGGUUCCGCGAUUGGUACCGCGAUAAGUGAAUUUCCGUGAUGUAGCAUUCAAUAUUAAUAAACUGAGUAUUUUCUUAGUUAGAGCAUAGAAAACCUGUUUAUGGCUGUCUAAAUAAGAGAUUUACCAUUAUUAGAGCCCCAUAGACAUGUAAUAACACCCCUAUAGUCACCUUUAUACUCCUAUUAUUCUUUAUUUACAACACAUUGCUCAACUGUAACGUGCUAGCUAUGGGAUCACUGCAGGGACAUAAGUGAUGGCCGCCUCUUCGCAUGCUACCGAGCUAAAUAGUUAGCCUCCUAUUUGUUUAUUCUAAACUUAUGAAAGGCUUUAAAAUGGAGUGGGGAAGAAGGACAAAGUAAGAAGCCGAAGAUGUACCACUUCCACACGAAUGGGAGGAAAAUGUUUUUUUCACUCUAUCAUGCCAUGGCUGACUACCUGCAGUGUUAAGGUAAUGUAAUCUAAUGUCAUGUCUCAUCAGUGUAACAUUACUAACGCCUAGUGACCAGAAUACUACAUAUAACUUGUUGUUCAAUAUUUUUUGGCUAAUAAUAUUCAAUAGUCAACCACGAAACAGCGGUUAUUUAUUAUAUUAUUAUUAUAAUUAAGAUUAAAAAAAAAACACGACUGAGGCAGCGAUAUUCAAACUGCGAUGUAGCGAGGGACUGUAUGUGAUAAUCAAGCAUAACAUGUCAGCGUAGUACAUGCAUAAUAACUGCAAAUGCAAAUGCAUAAUAAAUAAUAAAAAAAAAUACAUAGCAUAUUGUGGUAAGCAUGUGUCACUAAGGAAAUAGUAUAGGCAAACUUCAACUUGCUUUGAGGAAGUACUCUUUUAUUUACUAAUAGUAGCGUAACAAACAUACACCCACACAGCACAACAAAACAGAGGGUCAUCAACUCGAACCGCUAUCUCGCUCAUAUUUUUUUGCCAUUUUUGGUGGUCUCAGAAUGUAACCUUCGCAGGGGUCAACUUUACUUGGACUUUUUUUCCUUUUUUUCUCAUCAAUUAAUAGUAAUUUUAGUCGUGCUGACAUUAUUAAUGGCUGCUGUUUUGUUUAACAACUUUUAUGGAACAAUUACAUAAGCACCAAAUGAUUUAUACCUUGGCCAAAGAGGUAGAUGAGUUUAAAGAUAGAUUUUGUUUCUUCAUCAAAUAUGAAUAAAUUCAUAUUUAAAUAAAUAAAUAGUUGAGUAGAAUGUAGCAUGUCUACAUGCUAGACGUUAUCCUUUUUAGUGUCACUGGGUUACAAACAACUUCUGUCCUAGACUGUGCUGUAGGUUGAAUUUUUAGUGUAAGUUGGAAUUUAUACCUGAAUUAUACCUAAAUUAACUCCUAAGUCACUCACACUGCACACAGAACACAUGAAGGACAUAUAAGUCCUUACUUUUGUUCCUGUGGUUGUCCUACCUUCUUAAAAUAUUGUCCCAGGCUAGUCUGGAAGGACAGGAACAUCCUCCUGUUCUGUAUCUAUCUCCGAUCUCCUUGUAACAGUGCACAGAAUCCAUGACACCUCCAGCAUUCUUUAGCAGCAUUCAAUACUCUUUAUCCUUAAUAGUGACCGCAACAGUUGAGCUGUUCGGACCAAAAGAGCGAACAAUAUUGGUGGGUGUGUCUCCUCUCUCUGAGCUUUUCAUGAUGUUCAUUUUCACUUCCAUGGUGAUGGCUUUCCUUUUCUUUAGCACACUGCUGCUAGGCAGACAUAAUGAAGUGCAAAACGUUAACUAAUAAGCAAUGUUAUCCUUCCUGAUUGUAGCUGUGCAGGCACCUACUGUAUCCUUCUGCUGCACAAUGCAUUUUUGCAUACUGGCUGUGCACUAGUGCUCGAGUGAGUCUUGCGUUUACGGACCAAAAUUAAGUAUUUAAUUAAUUUAUGAGAGACUGUCAUGAAUCAAGGACAACCUGUGUGGAAAGUACUUGAUAAAAAGGGAUGUCCAAUAUUAGCUUUUUUGCCGAUAUCCGAAAUGCCGAUAUUGUCCAACUCUCAAAUUCCGAUUCCGAUACCGAUAUCUAUAUGUCUAACAUCGCACAUAACUGUUGUGAAGCUAAUGGAUACAGCAUCAGCCAUUAGCUUCGCGACGAACUGGACUCCACAAGUUUGGUGACUCUGUCGUCGCACUGGUUAUCCAGUGCAAUACACGCCACGAUUUCCCGAUUGAUGAUUUUUGCCCUCGGAAUCGGAAAUAUUGAAGAAAGAAGUCUUGGUUCUGCCUCGCAUAACCAACACUUUGCAAUCAUUGCAAAUGGCAAGUUUAAUAUCUCAAGGAGACACGCCAGACAUAGCGUUAGUCAAGAGCGAGCUAGCUUGUUACUAGCCAGACACGUUUUUUUUACACUGUUUAGAUGCAGUUUGAUGAGGUCAUCAUUUGCGCACUGAGAAAUACCGGUACCCGAUUCUGAUAUUAAAUUUUUCUGCAAAUAUCGGGCGAUAGUAUUGGUAGACCGAUAUUAUCGGACAUCCCUACUUAUAAGUGAUGUUUUUGACACAUCAUCUUUUGACACUUUCUUGUGCCAUUGCCAUCUAAAUGACACCAUUUAAACAAAUUGGGGACUGCGGUCUUACUGGGGUAAGACUUUUGGUCAUUUUGGACACUCUCAUCAUUUUUUCUACAUCAGCUCUGGUUAUUGAGAUAUGAUAUACACUCGCCCUUAGUUUAUCGUGGUUAAUUGGUUGCAGACCCGACCGCGAUAAGUGAAUUUCCACUUUCAAGUAGGAUUCAAUGUUAAUAAAUGGAAUUUUCAUAGUUAGAGCAUAGAAAACCUGUUAAUAACUUUGGAAAUAUGUUUUUUUAAAACCAUUAUUAGAGCCCCGCAUUCAUGAAAUAACACCCCUAUAGUCACCUUUACACUUCCAUUAUUCUUUGUUUACACGACAUUGCUAAUGCACAGGCUACGGGGUCACUGCAGGGACAUGAGACUGAGCAUGCUUGGGAGCUAACUAGUUAACCUCCAAAUUACUUAUUCUAAACUUAAGAAAGUGUUUCAAACAGAGUGGAAAAGGACAGAGUAAGUAGUAAAAACUUACCACUUCCACACACAUUUGGAGAACUUUUUUUCACUCUAUUAUGUUAGACAUGCCCUGGUGACAUGCAGUGUCAAGGUAAUGUAAUGUAAUGUAAUGUCGUCAAUGGUGUGUGUCAUUACAUGACACAUUAGAGAUUACAUGACGCCUCGUGACCAGAAUGCUACAUAUGACUUGUUUUUCAAUAUUUUUUGACAAAUAAUGGACCAUAGUCAACCACGAAACUGCAAUCAUCAAGUAAUUGAUACAUUUUUGAAAAAAAUGCAAUAGAGUGAGGGAGCUACCCGUAACUGUUUUGCAUCCAACCCAACAGGGCACAAGGGUUGAUCACAAAUCCUUACAGAUCCUUUUUUUGUUCCCCUGUCGCCCUGUGAUGGUUGUCUGCAAGUUCAUAUUUUUCAUUACUGUUAUUUGUUGCUGAGGAAAUGUGCUUUAUUUUGGAAUUUGUUGUAAAGUCUCAUCAUAUAUGCUCAGCAUAUCAAAUAAACAGUCACUCUUCGGGAGGAAAGGCACACAACAGAAGUCAUCAUCUUCACCUGAGAUUGUUUUUGGACAUGUUCAGAUGAAGGGUUCGCUGAAGUGGUUAUGUUCAAAAGAGAGCUCAGUAUAAAUGUAAUGCUGAGUUAAAGAAACACACACACACACACACACCAGGUUGUCAAAGUGAUUAUGUUCAUUCAUGCAGUGUCCUCUGUUAGAUAAGAGCGCGAGGCAAAUGAAUGCAUGGCUGUCAGAGUGCCCCUGAGCAAAGCAAAGCAAAGCAAGGCAAAGCGUCUCCCACUGCCGCUGUGUGCGAGCACGCUUCACACCAGCCAUCACUCAUCAAGCAGUGACACAUUAGAGGUGAAGCUUAAGGUGAAAUUAAAGACACAGGACGAGAAUAGAAUUUCCAUGUCAACACCAUUUUGACCGUGUGAAAAAUGCCUUUUGUCAAAUCAGCAGAUGAAUCAGCGGCCGAAAGAACACCACUGUGUUUAAAAUAGAAUAUACAAAUGAAGAUUUGAGUGUAUUCACAAAGGGAACGUUGGACGGUUAUUGCGAGUCUAUGCACUUCAGACAUCUGAGGCCACGUCAACGAUUAGAAGGUUAUGGCUCACUUUAUCUACAUUAGUCAUCGUCACAAUCAUCGUCAACAAAGAUGCUCUUUGCAUGCAUGCUGCAAAGCUUACGUACUUUGCAGUCGCAGUGGGAAAAGUGAGCACUUAUUAGAGGUGCUGUUUUGGGCCUGCAGUUGCUAAAAUGUUGCUGCUUCACAUAUCCAUUCUUCUUAUCACUCAUCACAAAGGAAUAACUGAUUAUUAUUCAACAUGUACAAUAUUUCUACAGUUGAGGUGUAAGAAAUAUCCAUGUGACUUUUGUCCAGCCUUGCUUUUGAUCUGCAUGAAGCUUUGUUUUGAGAAUAAUGCAUCCUACAAUGAAGUAUGUUUGAGUUCUUCUUCUUAUCUCUCUCUGUAUCUUUGGAGUUUCUGUCUUUCAUUUUUUAUGAUUAUUAUUUUUUGGUUAAACCUCCAGCUGAAUUUUCUACAUUCACAACAUUUUGUAGGCAGCAAUAUGAGAUGUGAUUGAAAAUGGAAUACGUGCAAUGUUGAAUAAAGAAAAAUACAAUAUAUUCAAUAAAAACUCUUAAAACAACUUUUUUUUUUCCCCAAGAUGUGCAUUUUUUUCUCAAAUAAAUGGGCGUGAUGAAUGUAAUCAUGUUUGUGUGAGCGGAAUAAUGAGGAACUAAAGAAAAGGCCACACAAACGUGACUAUUUUGCUAUGCAAUUUGGUCAAGGGAGGUUUAGGUUUUGGGAUUUUUCUUUCUUUAAGCAGCAGGGUUUGUCCAAACUUUUUCUGCCGAGGGCCUCAUACUGAAAAAUGCCCAUAAACACCUACAACUAUUAGAUUAAAACACAUGUUUUUAAUAUUUAUAGUUUUACAUGCAGAAAACAAUGCAAAUUAUAAAUUCCAAAUGGCAAAUAAAAUGAAUAAAUGAACAUUCAACAUGACUUUUAUUUUUCUCUAGACCCGUGGUUCUCAAUUACUUUCUGUCAUGCGCCCCCCCCCCACAGGGGACAGAAAUGUUUGCACGGCCACCCCCGAUUUGAAAUACUAUUGAGAAACUGAUAAUAUCUAUUCAUCUAUCUGAACUCAAAACUGAAACAGGAAAAUGCAACAAA
Dunckerocampus dactyliophorus (ringed pipefish) is the source of this 15519-nucleotide messenger RNA. RefSeq names its product potassium voltage-gated channel, shaker-related subfamily, member 4 (gene kcna4). The transcript is spliced from 3 exons. The record is from RefSeq and is a predicted model, not a curated record. Gene Ontology annotation, molecular function: potassium ion binding; protein binding; delayed rectifier potassium channel activity. Gene Ontology annotation, biological process: protein homooligomerization; potassium ion transmembrane transport. Bases 731 to 2749 code for a protein of 672 amino acids. Lineage: Eukaryota; Metazoa; Chordata; Actinopteri; Syngnathiformes; Syngnathidae. Gene Ontology annotation, cellular component: voltage-gated potassium channel complex; membrane.